UACUCUGUAGUUCAGCUCGCCUUUUUUGACACCUUUGUAUCGUAUUUUACCCAAUUUUUAUUUUAUUUCUAGCUGCAAGUUUAUUAUUUUAAUAGAAAUAUUUAACCGUGACCAAGUCAACAGAAAGAUUACCUUACCUGUGUAUCAUCGACCAUCGUGUGACCAGCGGAUUUGUUUAUACAGUUAGUUUCGGUAGCGGCGGCCUGGAGUUCAAUAAACUUCCUCAGGACGGGCUUCACAGAAAAUGUCAUUAUUGGUUAUUGGUGUUAAUUCGAAUGUUAGAUUUUAGCUAACUUUGUGUUCUAAGUGUUAGUGCGGGUGCUAUGGAAAACCAAAAUUCUCCCGAACGGAGUGUACCUAUACAGUAUGUCCGCGCAUCGCGAGCCUUUCGACAAUUUAAGAAUCCUCCGCAGCCGCAUAUGUGUAUACAGGAUACUAUCAAGGAUACUACUGAAAAACUCUACAUUAAUGUGCUAGGAUGGCAGAAAAUUGCGAACCCUAAACAGUAUUCGGACCCAAUACCCUUGUAUGGCGGCAUGCAGGUGCACCAAGCAUGUGGUCCCAAUAGUAAUCGUCCACCGUUGUUGGUGUUCGCUGUGAUGGUCAAUCCUGAUAUACUGAAGGCAAAUGGCAAGAAUGCUACAAACCCAACGGAUCGGGAAGCCCUAGUAAGCUUGCUGUGUGACUUUGUAGAGGCUAUGAACCCUGGACUGGCUUUAACAAGGAGUCCCAUCAUACUCAAAGAUCGCGACCUGGCCGGGGAACUGAAGGAUGUCUGGCUUGCUGUGCAGGCCAAGAGAGAACGGGAGAAAGGACUCAACCAGGAGGUUAUGUAUAAGGUUUACGACAUUGACGGCAUAGGUUGUGAAGACCCCAAUGAAGAAGAGCAAACAAACAGCAGAAACAAACAAUAUGACAAUAACUCACCAAACAGAACACAGAAUUGUGAAAAGCGAAAAUACCCAGUGAAAUCUUCUAAGCAGAUACUCAAAAAUGCUGGACAAAAGUCAGAAUUUGACUCUGGGAUGAACAACUGUCAGCUGAACCAGAACAAUUUAAACCGGGACAACCGUUGUGGCAAUACUGACCAGGACACUACGUAUUGUACACCAGUGUACGGUCAGAUAGUGUCCACCAGAGAAAACCACAAUCAAAUAAACGAUAUACAACAGAAAUUUGCAACGAACGACAACGUCAAACCGUCUAGUUCAUACAGAAAAGACUGGCAACCGUGCAAACAGGCGCAAGGGGUCUUGGACGAAGUGUGGGACGAGAUCACCAAGAAGGAUGCACCGUCGAAACCUGACGGUGAAAUAAAAACAAACCGAGAUGACUAUGGUGUACGAAAUAUUAAUCUAAAACACAAUGAGAGUGAAACAAAAAAACAUAAAUCUAAAACAGACAAAACGAAGCCUGUUACGAAUGGAAAGCCACAUUUUGACUUUUUCCCUGUUUUCGACAAUAAGACAGUUGGAACAGAAAGUCCGGACAAUGCGACGGGAAAACUAAAGGAACAGAAUAAAGACAUAAGUGACGAUGACAAUUCUAAAAUAAUUGUAGACCCAAUGCAGAAGUUAGUUCUGCAUUCGACUGAUAACAAAAUAUGUGAUAAUAAGUCAAGUGCUCUCAGUUCGUAUAGCUCGUAAUCUCAUAGCUUUUACACUUUUUGUAUAGCAGGUAUGUAUUGUGCUUACAUUUGUUUAUGAUAAGAGAUUUUUUAAUACAUUUAAUGAUUUAGACCAUUUUCAAUAAAGAUAAAGUUAUUAAUAGCUACUAUAAGAGAAUGUAUUGAAAAAUGUCUGCAUGUAGCAUUGGAAUGUGACGGCUAGUCAAGUUCGUAUGGAUUACAAUAUAGAACAAAACUAUUUAGAUUCGGACACACAAAACUAAAUCAAAACAUUUUACUACAUAGUACUACAAAUUAACAUUGUAGUAAUUACAAACUCAGCCAGUUAUUACUACAAUGAUGUUUUUCAGAAGUAGUAGUACAGGAAAUCUAGGAAAUAUGAAAUGUGUUUUUUCAGCAUUUAGUGUAUAAAGAUUUAUUUUACAACUAAAGUACAAAUGAGAAAGUUGUUCCUCUCAAAAAACCUACAACAUUUAUUUAAAAAAUUUUUUUUCGUAGGUCCAUGUACUCAAGUUAAGUUUGUUAGUUUGCUCCCUACCAAUGGUUAUCAAAAUAAAAUCUCGAGUCAUGUAAUUCUUGUACAAAUCUUAUACGAUUUUUUCUAGAUUUCCUGUACUAUAGAGAGAAAGAUGAAAAAGUUUAUUAAAAAUAAUUUACAUAGGAUGUUUUGGUUUAGUUUUGGUAUAAAGUAUAAACGAGAACAAUUAUAGAUGAUACAAAAUUAGUUUUUUUUGUAAAUCAAAGUUUGUUAGCAUGCUGUAGGAGGAACAAUAUUAUUGUGCGUACCACAGUACGCUUGAUUAUUAUAUAUUAGAUGUAGUGUGAUGAGUUCAUAAUGAUAUUUGCAUAUAUACUGAAGGUUUUAUUUAUUUUAGACUGUGUGGAACAUGUAUAUAUUGUUAUACAUGAUUGCUAGAUGUUGGAACAAGUAGAUAAUAUUCAGGGGUGAAUAAGUUUCAAAUAAUCUUAAGUGAAUUUAUUUAGUAUCACAACUCAGAAACUCCUUGCAUUGCAAUAAACAAAACACUGAUAUCUUCAGACUGGCUUAUUGGACCUUCACUGCUAUGCCAAGAUCGGACUACUUUAGUAUAUUAGUUGAGUACAAACAAUUUUUGGAUCUACCUCCCAAAAAUCGCUUGUACUCGGCUAAAAUACUAAAGUAAUCCGAACUAAGCCUCAAACAUCUAGUUAACAUUGCAACAAUAUUACAGACACAGGCAGUCUGGGGUUAGAACAGACUAUCAUAAUCACCCCUGUAUGUUUCUGAUGAAGAUUAAGCCGGGUCUAGACGUGGACUAGUGUGUAACGUGUAAUGCCACUGCCACCAUGUAAUGUAAUGCGAAUUCUACGUAUUCAAAUGUCUCCAAACAGUCUCAAACAAAUAAAACACACAGUAUAAAGUAUUAAAUUAAUAUCAGGGUGUAAAAUGUAAAAUGAAGUUGGAUUGUCUGCAAAUUAUAUAUAUAUUUUUUUGUGCUGCGUGAUUGUUAAAGACAAUGGUUGUGUGUUCUUUAGUGUUUUGUAAACGGUGGCCAAAUGCGGCCGGAAUGCCGACUGUUCUUUAUAGUCCAAGAGCCCAAAGUCUGUCGCUGAUAAAUCGCUGUUGCAAUUCAGAUCAAUACGAUUUACAAAUACAUGAUGUAAUGUGUAUAUAAUUUACAUGAGUUUGUUGUACCUACAUCUAACAUGCCGCGGCUUCUGGUAUAGUCCUUUUUAUGAAAGAAAAUGCGCGCGGCGCUAAUGUCUUAAUGGCGCUCAUUGUCAAUGGUAAUGGAGGUCUUAUUGUCAUAUGUGUAUGGCGCUGUCAAUUUUAGUUCAGGUUGUAGCCGCGGGACUUCUUUCAUGAAAAGGAUUCAACGGCGACAGAUUCCGGUAUUUUUCAUUAUGUAUUUGAAAUAAUUGUAAUGGUAUAAGUAUUCUACACCGCUUUACUUCGUGGGCUCUUGCGCUAUAUUAAGUGAAUGUAAUUUUGUACAUUGCUAUAUUUUUCAUUGUUGCCAAUUUUAUAAGGAAAAUAUAAAAAAAAAUAGGCGUGGUGUAUAGACGCAGAAACAUUUUGACUUCGGCGAUCGCCGCUGCGUCUGUGAGCACGCUGUAGCGGAGACCAACCGUGGACGGAAUAGGGUAGUUGACUCGUCAAAUUUAACAUAAACAAUAUUAAUUUCGAAUAGUAGAAUAAGAAAUAUAUCGAUAUCAAUAAAUAGCAGUUAAGGAUCUCAUAGAAAACUUAAUUUAAAAAUUAUGUAUUUAUUCAAUUUUCCAAACCUAACGUCACAAUGUUACUGGUCAAACUAAUAAUUUUGUCAAAUACUCCGUUUGGUUAAGAUUUAGUGUUAACUUGACGUCAUGAAACAGUUAAAAUAUACUCAUCAUGGCCAAAUAAAAAAAGAGAAUUCAAAAAUAUUUAAAAAUUAAAAUUGAUAGUUGCUCAAAAAAAUAUUUUUGUCCAAUCUAGUACUCGUACAACGGUAAUAAAUAAUUUAAGGCCAUUUUAAAAAAAUGUCAACUAGCCUAUUCGCUAGUGCGUCCACGGCACCGAACUAGCUUGUGUCCUGCGUCCAGUGGUGUCCACUUCAUAUAAGCACUGCUUAGUAAUAAAACAUCGAUUUAGCGAUAUUAUAUGUAUUGUCAAUGAAAUAGGGUAUGGUUGCCUUAAACCAUACCACAGUGUAUGUAAUACUACAGUAUUCUUCCCUUAGGGGAUAUGAUUUAAGAAACAUUAUCCUACUUUAUUGGCAGUAUUAUUGUGAGUACUUGGUGCCUCGACUAUUUUUCCAUUUUGUAUAAAUUAAUGCUUACUUAUGCUUGCCACUGCCAGCAUUCGACCGAUAAUAAAUAUCCAAUCUCCAUACUAUUCGACGAAAUUCGCGAAGCUGCCUGUUUCUCCGAUGUGUGCUACGAUUCCUAGCGCAAGUUUUUACAGCAGAAAGCGAUUAUUGGUCAUGUCUAAUAUAUAUAAUGUCGUAUAGAAUUUUUUUAAACAAAAAGUAGACUUGCUCAAAUCGAUGCGUUCAAGUUAGUUGUACUCACGUGGCUCAACACGUCACUGCGGUCGCAGGAUUGUAUCGGUGUGUGGUCUCCGCCUAAAACACUCGAAUAAGCAUUAACACUAUUGCUCAUUAUAUUGUAAAAUUUUGAAAAAUUGUUUACCCUUUUUGAAAUGUAACUAUUGGUUACGUUACUACGGAUAAAUGUUGAAAUACACGUAUACUUAACUGUUUAAAAUGUUGAACCUAAAAAUUAAGUAUUAAUAAUUUCGCCUGUUUAUAUUUUUGUUACGGUAUAAAUCAUUUAAGAUUAAUUAAUUUAUUAGUACUUAAUAUAUAAUCACAACUUAGUAGAAUAGACGUAAUUAAACAAAGAAUACCGCUAACAAUAUUGACCAAGUGUUCAACAUUUAUUUGUAGUAUAUUUUUUGCGUACUAUAAAGAGUUUGUCGCUUAGAUUUAUAUUGUAUAUAAAAUGAUCUCUUCAUACAUUAUAGUUGUUAUGGAAUUCCUCAUUCUAUUCGAUGUUGCCUUCACCGCCCCGACACUGCCAAAUAACGCUUCAUUCCCCAUUCUCCCUCUAAUCGUGACACUUUAUUUAAUUCCACUUACGUAAGCUCCUUGAACAUAUAAGAACUUCAUAAACAACUCCUUAUACAUAUAAAAUAAAAGCCGAAAGUACAGAGAAUCGGAAAACUGUGUGAAUUUUUUGUAGGAAUUUGUAAAGGGAUCUUAGGACAUCACUAAUGUAGGAAUUAGACAACGUUGUUGUGAAAAAUCAAAAAUGAAAUGUAUUGCAUUUUAAUUAGGCUUGUACAUAUAUACCAACGUGAGCAGUGUCACUAAUAUGCGAUUGACCUGACGAAACACUGAAAAUAACGAUUUCAUGUUUUUCAAAAUUAGGAGCAAUGUCAGAAUGUGACAUGAAUCAUUCUGAAUGAAUUUAGAAUGUGAAUGAAACGCACGUAAUUUAAAUAAUUUAUCUACCCGUAAAGCAAACAUUACUACAUCACUACUUCUUUAUAUAAACGCAUGUUUUUAAACAACGGUACAAAAUGAAAAGUGUCAUCCCCUGUCAACCUAGCAAAUCGGUAAAAACGAAAAUAUUAGGUACGUGCCUAGUCCACUCCAGCAAUGACAUUUCUGUAGCGACUCCCAUAUUAAGUAAUUGGUACUGUAACUUUAUGAGAUGUUAUGAAAUUCUUAUAAUAUAUAGGAGCUAUUAAAACUCCCAAACGAAGGCCAAGGCUACAUAAUUUAAUUUAGAAAUAAAUAAAUUUGACGGCAAUAACAGAAGCUUGGCAUUUAAUGUAGCAUUAGCCUUAUGCGGAAUUUCCUUCAAAAUGUCUGCAACAACGACGUCUGAGCCUUGUAUGUAACAUGCUGUCACAUGAGAAUAAGAUGGAGGAAUGAUAAAACAAAAUGGCCCGCAAUCGGUUUACGUUUUGACCGAGAUCUCGCACGUCUGGGAGUGCUUUUAACUUUAUAAAACAUAGUAUUAUUAAAUGUUUGUUAUAUAGAUUAUAGAUAUAGUUUACAUAAAGCUAUAUACCUACAGAUGUUUUUUUUCUAAACGUGCAAUUUUUUUUUAUUUGAGCCAAGAUUAUGUCCAAUUUAAGUACUGUAUUGUAAUAUAAUAAUCAUAUAAGGCAUUAUUUUUUCAGUCAGUAGGUAUUGCACAAUAGGUAUAUGUAUACGUAUUCUGACCUUAAUUAAAAUGAAAGAUCAGCGAUAUUUUCAUCCAUUUAAACAUUUUGCGACAGCUGCGUUAGCAGCGCGUUUCAAAUGCGUCUGACGCACUUUGACUUGGAAUGAAUACGUCAUCGCAUUUAUUUAAUUUUUUUUUUAUGAAAUUAAUUGGAAAACACUCAAAUAUUAUUUAAUAUAUAUCUAUAAUAAUAUAACCAGUGCUUCAGUUAUUUGCAGUAAUUGUAUUUUCAGUUGGAUGUAAUUUUGGCUCAGGCUUUUAUAAUUAUUGUAAAAUCGAAUAUGAAAUAAUAUAUUUUUUAACAAUUUUUCAUUGUAAUUAAUUCAGUUUUAUGAUAUACAUUUUAUUGGUACUCUAACAUAACGUUCAUCUUUUGAAGAAGUAGCUAGGAAUUAAAAUGUUAUCUAUUUAAAAUAAAAUCAACGAAUAUAUUAUAAAUGUUGAUUAUAAUAAUAACUAACGGCAUAACAAUAGAAGUCCUGAAAAAAUUAAUGCGGCAUAUUUUUAAAGUUAUAAUCAAAAUAUUACAAAAACAACGACAACUUUGGUGAAACUUAUAGAGCUUCUAUUGUUAUGUCAUUUCUAUAAACUAACUAUUCCAAAGUUAUAAUGAACGUUUUUACCUCGAAUGACAAACUGUUGCAGAUUGUUCAGUUUUGUUUUAGUUGUCAUGUUUUAGCACAGUCCCUGUUAAUUUAACACUAAAAGUGUUUUUAAAAUGUUUUUACUUUCCAUGGUGACAGAUUUACCGUCACUUUUGGAAGAUGGUUAAAAAAACCAAAAGCGGUAACAUAAAAUAAUAUUUAUUAUUAGGUUGUAAACUCCACGUGACAACGAUGUCAUCAAUAUGGACGUUGUAACAUGUUGAUGUCAAUUUAUUGAUGAUAGUGGACCAACAGUCUGUGAAGGUCAGAUAUUCAUCAUUUUAUAAAAGCUGAAACAUUGUAAAUAAAUAUGCUCUUGCCAUAAGUAGGUAUGUUAACAAUGUGGAGUUUGGACGAUAGUGGGUUUGGGAGUUAACAGGUUUCAAAUGUCCAGACCGUCAAUUGUCCAAGUAUAGAACGUAGUUUUUUAUAUUUACCACGGGAUAUCACGAGAACUAAUGUUCCCAUGUACGCCAGACACUUGGUUUCGAAGAAACCUUUAGUAUGAUAUUUUACAAUGCUUUUCAAAGGGUUUCCAUUGAGCGUUAUCUGGAAACUGGGGAUUUGAUUUCUCAUGUAAUACCAGGGAAAUAUAAGUAAACUAUGCUUGGGAAGGUUGAAAGUCUGGUCAAUUGGAAACCUGCUACUUCCCAAAGCCUCCGCGGCCCAAACUCCAUAGUUGCGCACCAUAUCUACAUAACUAUAGUAAGACAAUGGGCUCACACACUUUAACUUUUCUAAAAUCACGAAGGUAUGGCUGUCACAGACUUUGAAUCUAUAGUAAAUAUAUUUUAAUGAGGAAUAAAAUGCCAUGGUUAAGUUUUUAAGAAGUCACAUCAUGGGAGUUUCAAUAUAGAGAAUAGAGAUACUUACAUUUCUCGUCACUGGAAUUAAAAAGAGAUUAGAAUGAGAACAAUUUUUUAAUAAUAUUUAUUUUAACAUAACUUACUUCCUCAGCAUUUAUUUUAAAUAUUUGUUAUAUUAUUUUGUGCAUAUUUGUUGAAACGGUACUUUAACAUUAAGUUAACAUUAACAUUAGUUGCGUAUUAAAUUUUAUAGAACAAAAAUAUUAUCUGAUUUAUAGCUAGUUUUAGAUGUUCAUCAGCGUAGCCAUAAAAGCAGUAAUUAUGUUCCUUUUGCUAUUAAAAGCUUUUUUGUAACUAUAGAUUUACUAUUUUUAUCAUUUUUAGCUGAUAUAACCAUGUAGCUAGUCUUAUAUUUGCAAUAUUAUAUUAUGACAAUAGCAUUUAUUCGUUUAUGAAUAUAGUAAACGCUAUUGUCGCGGUUUUAAUAAGAAUCGCGACGUGCGUGUAAUGUAGCCCAUGUAAUGAAAUAUACGUAUUAUUUGAACGCAAUUUUAAAGUUGUCGGAAAUGUAAUAAUUAGUGUCUGUGCUAAUCUGAGGCCCCUAGAACAUGUCAGUAAAGUUUUAUUAAUAUAAAGGAAUUAAAAUAUCGGAUCUCUUGUUUACAGUAUUUAAAAUUACAUGUCAUUUACAAGA
Molecule: messenger RNA, 8466 nt
Organism: Bicyclus anynana (squinting bush brown)
Lineage: Eukaryota; Metazoa; Arthropoda; Insecta; Lepidoptera; Nymphalidae
Exons: 4
Coding region: 324-1646 (440 amino acids)
Source: RefSeq, a predicted model, not a curated record